Messenger RNA from Westerdykella ornata, 450 nucleotides. RefSeq lists its product as uncharacterized. Lineage: Eukaryota; Fungi; Ascomycota; Dothideomycetes; Pleosporales; Sporormiaceae. The transcript has 2 exons. Gene Ontology annotation, molecular function: acireductone synthase activity. The annotation marks the transcript as partial. The record is from RefSeq and is a predicted model, not a curated record.
GGCCAUCUCUGGCGCCACGGCUACACCACCGGCGCCCUCACCACCCCACUCUUCCCGGACGUCAUCCCCUCGCUCGAGAAAUGGAAAUCCCAAUCCGGUAAAUCCCUCGCCAUCUUCUCCUCGGGCAGCGUCAACGCCCAAUUGCAAUUCUUCACCUACGUGAAACCCGAAAAUGGGUCGACGAGGGACCUCAAGCCGCUGUUUACAGCACACUUUGAUACCGUGAAUGCGGGGUCCAAGAUGCAGAAGGGUAGCUAUGAGAGGAUUUGUAAAGAGCUGGGGGCUGGGCCGGGGAAGGUGGCGUUUUUGACCGAUAAUGUGCUGGAAGCCGUGGCGGCGUCCGACGCGGGCGUCUAUGCCAUCCUCGCCGAUCGACCGGGUAAUGCACCCCUGACGGAGGAGGAUAGGAGGCGCUUUCCGGUCAUAAAGAGUCUGGGGGAGUUGCGUUAG